Messenger RNA from Dujonia railenensis, 882 nucleotides. The record is from the annotation of a GenBank genome assembly. NCBI's taxonomy places the organism in Eukaryota, Fungi, Ascomycota, Pichiomycetes, Serinales, Debaryomycetaceae.
AUGAUGUGGAAGUUACCUUCUAGAGUUAUAUCUAACUCUAUUAAACCAACUUUCCUUUCAAACGGUGUCUGGAAGUCUUUUCAUUCAUACUCGUUUCCACUUCUCAAUGAUACAUCGAUUUUUGGAGAUUUGACCAAGGCUCCACAGAAUUCAACACCACAAGUGCAAGAAAAUUCUAGUGUUUCCCAAGAAAAUGAGACAUCACCAGCUUCCACAUUGCCUAAAGACGACGAAGAGUUGAAAAAAUACCACCUCGAAGCCGCAGAAAGGGACCAAAUCGCAAUUGAAAAGUUUGUAACACCUUUAAAACGUAAAUUAUUUGAUUUAAAUGUAGCUACCAAUGGAUUCUACAAAAACAAUCAGGUUGUCAAGGAUCCAGAAACAAACAAGGUUUACAAACUUUCACUCUCCAACAGAGAGAUUGAAAUCUUGGAACCAAGUAUUUAUUUGCAAUCUUUGAGAAUAAAAUCUUCUGUAAAGAAGGCUACCGUAGUUAAUAGAUUUGUAAGAGGAUAUAAUGUUAAGACUGCGAUAACUCAGUUACACUUCAACCAAAAGAAAAUGGCAACUGAAUUGGAAAAAUUAUUAAAAGAAGGCUUGGAGUUGGCCAGAAGCAAGGGUUACGACGAUAAUAAAUUGUAUAUUCAAGAAGUUUGGUCUGGAUCGGAUGGUGAUACCAUGAGAAGACCGGACGUUAAGGGACGUGGUCGUGUAGGUGUGUUGCACCACAGGCACAUUCACGUCAAGGCCAUUUUAAAGACCGAGCAAACUUUGAAUAGAUUGAAGUGGGAAAAGGAACAAAAGGAAUUAAAUAGUAAGCCUAAGAUGAUUUUGAACAACGAGCCAUUAAAUUUCAGAGUGAAGUCAUUCUAUAAGUGGUAG